AUGCAUCUCCUGGGGUGCCAUUUUUCCACUCUCCUUUUCCCGCUGGCAGCACAAGCGCGAGGCCUCACUCGCAAAAAAGAGGGCGCAGCGCUGCAGCACGUAUGCACGCCGUACUCGCCUCUCCUGAUGAUGCUAUCUGGCCAAGGGGUGCCUCGGCCGCUGCAAGCCCUGCAUCAGCAGAUGAGCGACAGGCGUCAGUCCGCAUUUCUCCUUUCGCCGCUGCACGCUGCCACCCAAUGAUCCGUCUGCCACGGCAUCCUGCUGGUUCCGCCUUAACGGCUCGCCCGUGCCCUAGCUGCUGCUGCUGCUGCUGCUGCUGCUGCUAGCAAGUCGGCCAAACCCUCCUUGCUCGAGUAGCAGUCGCUCUCCCGCCUGCCCCAACAUUUUGCCCGUGUUCGGGUGACUCAGCGAGUCUAGUGGCCGCCAGUCGCUUGUGGAACUCGGGCUGUCUGAUGCGCAAGCGAGCCGGCCAGCACAUGUGGCCCUCUGCCGCCGACCAAGUGCGUCCCUCCUUCUCACCCUCGGCACAUGACCAGGUCGCACGGAGACAGGCCCUCCUCUUCCUCCGGGGCUACCGCUUGCGUUUGCGCUGUGUGACGCGGGCAGCAGCUACCUUGGCUCUCUGCUUUGCGCGCUGGGGCUGUGAGGUACACACCUGUCCAGCUUAGCGUCGAGGUCAUGCCUAGGACGACCCGCAUCCAGGCGCGGUCUUGCAAGGGGUGUGCGCCACGCCCGCCGAAGAAUUGGGAACGGUAGCAAACAGCUCAACCGGGAGCUGGGGCCCAAGGACGGAGCCACAAAUCCAGUCCAAAGCGUGCGAUCAGUGACCCUGGACCAGGGUUGGGAAUUAAGUCACAAUUAAGUCAUUAAGUCAUUUUUUAAGUCAAACUUUGCAAUAAAAUCUAAAAUCAACAAAAAUAGGUAGAACGUUUAUUUCUUCGUAUUUAUAUAAACAAAUAGCAAAAGAAAAUAUAUUAUAAGUUUAUAUUGCCUAAAAAUGGUAUAUAAGCGGGUAAAAAU
Gaeumannomyces tritici R3-111a-1 is the source of this 1020-nucleotide messenger RNA. RefSeq lists its product as hypothetical. Lineage: Eukaryota; Fungi; Ascomycota; Sordariomycetes; Magnaporthales; Magnaporthaceae. The transcript has 2 exons. The record is from RefSeq and is a predicted model, not a curated record. Bases 1 to 240 code for a protein of 79 amino acids.